Molecule: messenger RNA, 885 nt
Organism: Cajanus cajan (pigeon pea)
Lineage: Eukaryota; Viridiplantae; Streptophyta; Magnoliopsida; Fabales; Fabaceae
Product: nuclear transcription factor Y subunit B-6
Biological process (GO): regulation of transcription by RNA polymerase II
Cellular component (GO): CCAAT-binding factor complex; nucleus
Molecular function (GO): DNA-binding transcription activator activity, RNA polymerase II-specific; RNA polymerase II cis-regulatory region sequence-specific DNA binding; protein heterodimerization activity
Source: RefSeq, a predicted model, not a curated record
CACACACACCAACCUCUCUCUCUCUCACUCUCUCUCUUAUAAUCACUGUCUGUCACACACACCUAAUAGCUAUGGACACUGGAGGCUUUCAUGGCUACCGCAAGCUCCCCAACACCUCCUCUGCCUCUGGGUUGAAGCUGUCAGUGUCAGAUAUGAACAACAUGAGAGCAGAGAACAACAACAACCACACAGGAGAGGAUAACGAGUGCACGGUGAGGGAGCAAGACAGGUUCAUGCCAAUCGCAAACGUGAUAAGGAUCAUGCGCAAGAUUCUCCCUCCACAUGCAAAAAUCUCCGAUGAUGCAAAGGAAACAAUCCAAGAGUGUGUGUCCGAGUACAUCAGCUUCAUCACUGGGGAAGCGAACGAGCGUUGCCAGAGGGAGCAACGCAAGACGAUCACUGCUGAGGACGUGCUUUGGGCCAUGAGCAAGCUCGGAUUCGAUGACUACAUCGAACCACUCACCAUGUACCUUCACCGCUACCGUGAACUCGAGGGUGACCGAACCUCCAUGAGGGGUGAACCACUGGGGAAGAGAACCGUUGAAUACGCCACUCUUGGCGUCGCCACUGCUUUUGUGCCACCACCCUUUCACCCCAAUGGAUACUUCAGUGCUGCCAUGGGGUCCUACGUUAGGGAUGCACAUGCAAACAAUGCUGCUUCCUCUCAUCACCCUGGAAUCUCAAACGCUGAACCAAAUGGACGCUCCAUGUAGAUUGAGUUGAGAUCUUGGAGAACAAAGAAGGCUUAAUUGCAUUUGGAAGAACGAGGAUAAUUAGUCUUAUAAUAAUUAAGGGCUGGCAUGGGAAGGGGGUUAGAGUUAUAUCCUAAUCCUAACUAUGUGUAUGUUUUGUUUAUGUUCAACGGAUGGAUUUUCUGAUGUUUAA